GCGUGAGUCAAUCAUUCCCGUCUCAAAAUAAUGAAAAAAUUUCUACUGUGAGCACUCAUUGAAGACAGUGACAUUUUCCACUCACUAAAUAACCUAUUUUUUUGUUUUCACAACUAAUUAUCAUAAUAUUUGGAUGGGUUAGAUGAAAACAUGCUGUAAGAAUCACAAGAAAAAAAAGAUCUGUCUUCAUUGACCUAACCUCAAAUUUACCUAUUGUUAUGGCUGAAGGAAAAAUUGGUAAUAAGAUGCGUACAAAUCAAAAUUUCGUCUUGAGAUACAUGGCCAUAUUCGAAACUUGAAAUCUCAUCCUGAGUUCAUUUGGAGUAUACAAUAUAAAUAUUUACCUAUGUCUGAUUCUAGACGAAACAGUUUUAAAAUGAAUGGUUCAAAUAGUAACACACCAUUUCUUAUUGGUGUUUCUGGAGGUACAGCCAGUGGAAAAAGUACAGUAUGCAAAAGAAUAAUGGAGAAGCUUGGACAAGAAAACGUAAAUCAUGCGGAGAGACAGGUAGUGUGCAUAUCACAGGAUAGCUUUUAUAGAGAUCUAACACCAGCCGAAAUGGCAAAAGCAGAAAAGGGUCAAUUCAAUUUUGAUCACCCUGAUGCAUUCAAUGAAACACUCAUGAAAGAAACAUUGUUGGAUAUUCUUGCUGGAAAAAUUGUCAAAAUACCCAUAUAUGAUUACAAAAGUCAUACGCUAUUGAAAGAUGAACUAAUUACGAUAUAUCCUGCUGAUGUUGUAUUGUUUGAGGGAAUUCUAGUAUUCUAUUUCCCAGAAGUUCGUAAACUAUUCCAUAUGAAGCUUUUUGUGGACACACAUUCAGAUACAAGAUUAGCCAGAAGAGUGAAAAGGGACAUAGGUGAAAGAGGAAGGGAACUGGAACAAGUUCUUAAUCAGUAUAUAAAUUUUGUGAAACCAGCUUUUGAUGAUUUUUGCUUACCAACUAAGAAAUUUGCUGACGUUAUCAUUCCUCGUGGAGCUGACAAUGUUGUUGCAAUUGACCUAAUUGUUCAGCAUAUAAGAGAAUUAUUAGCUGGUGGUUCAAGGAUUGCAAAGUUUGAACAACCACAGAAUACUGUUAAUACUGAAUCGCCAUCAAGAAGAAUUAUUACUACUGGUGAUCCACUUCAUAAGAGACCCCAUUAGAUCAACUGUUUACAAAAAAAUAAUAAUUAAAUAUAAUUAUUUAUAAUUGUAUUCCAUCAAUCACAAAAAGUAGCAAUAUCCCUACAAAUAAGCAUAUCCUCAUGUUAUUGAAUAUUUUUAGAUUGAAUAUCGUAAAGUUUUAGUAAGUGGUGACGUUAUUUUCCACUCGUCAAUUAUUGCCAAUUCAAUUUCAAUAGAUGUUUUCCAUGGAUAUGUUCAUUCGAUAAUGUUAACUGAAAUUGAUUCGACAAUGGCUGAUGAAAGAGAAAAGUUUUGUGACAACAAUUAAAUGAUGCCAAUUUUUCCAAUUCGCAGUUGCACUUGAUUGUUCAUAAGAAAUAUUAUGCUUGUUUGAGUUUUAGUGAUAGUAUUUAGUUCAUAAUUAUAGUCGUACAAUUUUUAAUUUUUGAGAUAUUUGGAAGAGUUAGUAAACCUUAGGCUUAAUAAACAAGUGCUUUAUUUUGUGAAAUGGCUUGAUAUUUUCGAUCAUAACAUGUUUUAUUAUUUGUUGGUCCUGGAGUUGUCUAUUUUAUUUAUUUGCCAUCAGAUAUUUCAACUUGUUGUUUGUUUUUGUUUUCCAUUUUUUACUUGUUGUUUAUUUUUAUAGCGUAUGUUAAUCUACCAUUAUUAAUUAGUUUUCGUAUUUUUUUUUUCUGACAUGUUGUUUCUUUUAUGAUAGUUUUAAGAAUUUAUUUUCCAUGUCUAUUCGAAACAAAUUUUUCAUUGAGGGUAUUGAGGAAUAAGGUGUUUUUUUCAUCGAUAACCUAUUUGCCAAAAAUUCAAUCAGGAUAAUGUUGAGGGUGUGUAAUAUUUUAUUGAUACCAUCAAAAGAAAUUUAUUUUCAGGAAAUAGGAAAUAAGAUAAAAAAAAUUUCAUUAUUGCUCCUUUUUUAAUAACUUGCAGUACUAGUUAUCAAAACUUGUGUAUGAAUUUCAAUUAUGAGUAAUUACACAAUUCAAACCAUGACAAUGAACACACACAUACAUACUUUUACCUUCAAAAGAAAAUUUGUUUGUAGACCAAAUAUUUUAUUAUAAGUAUGAUAUUUCAUGUUUACCUCAUUUUGUUGAUACAAAAAUAUUUUCCUGAAAUACAAUUUACUUUAAUACUA
Molecule: messenger RNA, 2258 nt
Organism: Harmonia axyridis
Lineage: Eukaryota; Metazoa; Arthropoda; Insecta; Coleoptera; Coccinellidae
Product: uridine-cytidine kinase-like
Exons: 6
Coding region: 347-1147 (266 amino acids)
Cellular component (GO): cytosol; cytoplasm
Molecular function (GO): ATP binding; kinase activity
Source: RefSeq, a predicted model, not a curated record